AUGUCGCGUCCAUCCACAAUGCAAACCAGUCCAUGCGACGCUGCGCUCACCCUAGGGUCGCAAACCAACUCGGAAGAGUCGCUCACACCUAAAGGUGUCCAUCCUCGAGAGUGGGGACGUACACCUGUUGCUGCGCAUCUGCAUCAUGAACUUGGCGUCAGUCCAGUCGUGGCAACUUGCAUGUUCGUUUCAACCUAUUUGAUCGGCCAAACGAUUGGCGGUGCCAUCUUUCCCCCUUUUUCCGAGUCCUUCGGACGCAAGAAUCUCUACAUCAUCAGUACAGGCUUCUACAGCUUGUUCUGCAUCCUUGUUGGAAGAGUGCCAACUAUCGCCGGAAUAGUGAUUGGCCGUUUUGGCAGCGGCUUCCUUUCUUCUAUACCCACUGUGAUUGCUACUGGAAGUAUUGAAGACCUGUGGGAUACAAAUGAGCGAGUGUGGUGGGUAUUCUGGUGGGCCCUGUUAGCCAAUCUUGGUAUAUUGGCGGGACCCGUUUUUGGUGAACUGAUUACCGACCAUGCUGACUGGACCUGGGUUUUCUAUACCGCGGCCGUUGUGACGGCUUUCGUCGCAAUUCUGUUCCUCACCAUCAGAGAGUCACGUCCAUCAGUUGCGUUGGCCCACCAUGGUUCCCAUCCCAAAGCCGGCAAGUGGCACAUUCCAGUCAGCUACGAAAAGUUCGACCUCAGUCGACCUGUUCGUCUCUUAUUCACGGAGCCUAUCGUGUUCUUGGUGGCGACCAUCAGCGCCAUUGCGUUCGGACUCAUCUACCUUUUCACAGAGGUCUUACCCUUGGUGUACAAGGAGUUGGGGUUCAACGAUGGCUGGAAGAAUAUGCCAUUCCUUGCUCUGGUAAUUGGAAUGCUCCUCAGCAUACUUACUAGGUUCUACGAUGCCCGCGUCCUGGCCAGGGCUGAAAAGCCAGUCAGUCCGGAGUCCAAGUUCACCGGCUACCUCAUUGGGGCGCCUGCGCUAGCGAUUGGUCUUUGGUGGUUCGCGUGGACGAUUCCUCCUCGCGUGUCAGUCCACUGGAUUGUCCCGACUUUGGCCCUUGUGCCGGUGGGGUACGCAGUCAACGAGCUUGACCACGUCUUGGCUGGGUACUUGUCGGACUGCUAUGACACUUACACGGCCAGCAGCUUUGCCGCGUUGGCACUCACGCGCUCUCUAUUUUGCGCUUCGUUUCCACUGUUCGGGAGGAAGUUAUUCGACGAGCUCGAUUUCAACCUGGCAUCUACAUUGUUUGCUUCGUUGGCUACAGCUCUCUGCAUUGUACCGCCGAUGUUGUUGCGGUAUGGAAGCUUAGCGGACCGGAAUACCAUAUUUGUGCAAAGCACUGGGCGCCAAUACGGAGGCAACAGAGUUUCAGCCUCAGCCCCGGCAGUGCCUCCGCCCGAAACGGCUUGCCUGGCCUCCAAGCCAACCGCCAAGUUACGCAUGAGUGCGGCAGGUCGUGUUCCCGGGUCAUCGUAG
Diaporthe batatas is the source of this 1470-nucleotide messenger RNA. RefSeq lists its product as uncharacterized. Bases 1 to 1470 code for a protein of 489 amino acids. Gene Ontology annotation, molecular function: transmembrane transporter activity. The transcript has 6 exons. Lineage: Eukaryota; Fungi; Ascomycota; Sordariomycetes; Diaporthales; Diaporthaceae. Gene Ontology annotation, biological process: transmembrane transport. The record is from RefSeq and is a predicted model, not a curated record.